This is a messenger RNA of Boeremia exigua, 1351 nucleotides long. RefSeq names its product formyl-coenzyme A transferase. NCBI's taxonomy places the organism in Eukaryota, Fungi, Ascomycota, Dothideomycetes, Pleosporales, Didymellaceae. Gene Ontology annotation, molecular function: catalytic activity. Bases 1 to 1248 code for a protein of 415 amino acids. The transcript is spliced from 7 exons. The record is from RefSeq and is a predicted model, not a curated record.
AUGCCCAAGAACAGCACAACGCCGGCCUCCCGUGGUGUUGCCACAAGCACAGCGGCGACAAAGUUACCCCUGGAUGGCAUACGAGUACUUGACUUGACCAGAGUCCUGGCCGGACCGUACUGCACGCAGAUUCUCGGUGAUAUGGGAGCCGACAUCUUGAAAGUGGAGCAUCCGGUCAGGGGCGACGACACACGAUCAUGGGGCCCGCCGUAUGCACCGCGUCUUGACAACGCCGACUCGGCGAUUGCUGCAGGCGAAAGCGCUUACUAUCUCUCCGACGAGAGAGGAGCAGAGAUACUGCGUAAACUUUCUAAAAAGGUAGAUGUAGUCAUCGAGAACUACCUGCCUGGCUCGUUGAAGAAGUACGGCUUGGACUAUGAGACGCUGAGCAAAAUUAACCCUCGACUGAUCUACGCGAGCAUCACCGGUUAUGGUCAGUUUGGUCCGUACAGCAAUCGAGCUGGCUACGAUGUCAUGGUUGAAGCUGAGAUGGGACUGAUGCAUAUCACCGGCCCUCGUGAUGGGCCACCAGUCAAAGUCGGCUGCGCCGUGACCGAUCUUACGACUGGCAUGUAUGCAACUACUAGCAUCCUUGCUUCCUUGAUUGAGCGGAGCUCUUCAGACCUGGGACAGCAUCUAGAUAUUUGUCUCAGCGACUGUCAGGUUGCAACACUGUCGAACAUGGCCCAGUCUGUACUGGUAACGAAACAAAAAGAUACUGGUCGCUGGGGUACCGCGCAUCCAUCGGUGGUCCCGUAUCGAGCAUUCAAGUCAUCUGACGGUGAUGUGUUGUUCGGUGGAGGCAACGAUCGCCUGUUUGGCAUCUUGUGCGAAGGAUUGGGCCGACCCGAAUGGGCUACCGAUGAACGCUUCUCUACAAACACCGCGCGAGUUCAGCACCGCGAUGUGCUAGAGAAACAGAUAGAAGACAUCACAGUCACGAAGACUACAGAAGAGUGGCUCAAGAUCUUCGACAACACCGGACUACCGUAUGCGAAAGUAAACGAUCUCAGGGACACGAUGAAUCAUGACCACGUGAGGGCCAGGAAUAUGGUUGUAGAAAUAGAUCACCCUUCCUGCGGGCCAAUGGAGCUGAUCAACUCGCCGGUCAAAUACUCACGUUCGCAACCAACCAUCCGAGCAGCACCGCCGCUGUUAGGACAGCACACUGACGAGAUUCUAAGAAAGGAGCUAGAUCUAGACGACGCCACCAUCGCCUUGUUGAGGAACGAACAGGUUAUCAGAUAGAUGUUAUAAGGUACAUUGACACCGGCUGGUCAGCCCUCAGAAGCAACUCAGUGAUAGGUUGAGUCUUACAAGCUGCCGGUAUACAUUCUCCACAGACCGCAAG